Molecule: messenger RNA, 461 nt
Organism: Amoebophrya sp. A25
Lineage: Eukaryota; Dinophyceae; Syndiniales; Amoebophryaceae
Source: the annotation of a GenBank genome assembly
CACUCCAGGAGCACAAUGACCUGCUGCAGACUGAGAACAGCGUGUUAUGGAUGAAUCUUGGUCCUCAAAAUUUCGAAGAAAUGAAUCGAAAUUGUAGUUACAAGAAUAAUUAAAUAAUCUUCGUGCCUGUACUAGUGUGACGUUGUUAAAAGGUGAAUCAGGGUUAUAAUUACAACCUUAGUUAUUACAAAUACAACAGGUAGUACUAGGUACGCUGUUGCAUUUAAUCAAGUAGACGGUGCAAUCCAGUUCAAUCCCAACUUCGAACGACCGCUUCUAACCUUUCUGCGGUCACAAGUCAGUUCGUUGUUGAAGGAGCAAGCACGCGUGAAGGAACUGGAGAAUACCGCAACAAACUCAGCAAAGAAUAGUCAGCAUGGGUGUGCUGAGGAACCAUCCUCACCACAUCCACCUCCCCCAGCAGAUCGCAAAGAGACAUCUCUACAUGAGAAAAACAAGUU